Messenger RNA from Kalmanozyma brasiliensis GHG001, 1575 nucleotides. RefSeq names its product AMP-binding enzyme C-terminal domain protein. Gene Ontology annotation, molecular function: medium-chain fatty acid-CoA ligase activity. Lineage: Eukaryota; Fungi; Basidiomycota; Ustilaginomycetes; Ustilaginales. The transcript has a single exon. Gene Ontology annotation, biological process: fatty acid metabolic process. The record is from RefSeq and is a predicted model, not a curated record. Bases 1 to 1575 code for a protein of 524 amino acids.
AUGGCUAAUCUCAUGACCGUCUUCGCCCCUCGGGAUGGCCUCGAGGCUACACAGACCGCUAUCAUCCUCCCGCCUUCGUCUCCGACGCCGUUCACCUUCACCUAUGCUCGUCUUCACGAGCUCGUUCUUGACCUUCAGGCACAGCUGGCGUCGUUCAACCUAGCCCCCGGAACCUCGGUCAGCUCUUCGCUCAUCAACGGUAUCGAGUUCACCCUCGCUUUCCUGGCAACGGGCGCUGAGAGGCUCGUAGCUGCCCCUCUCAACCCAAACUAUUCGCAGGGAGAGGUUGAGUUCUACCUGCAGGACACCAAGUCACAGCUGCUGCUCCUUCCCAAGGGUGCGCUCAAGGCGGGUCACCCAGCUCUAGAAGCAGCCAAGAAGAGCGGCGGUGUCGAUGCCGUCGAGAUCAUCUUUGACCCGAGAGGCGUCGGAAGCGUGUCGCUGGUGCGUGCCGAUGGCAGCAAGGUCGGCAAGAACUCGCAGAUCCGCAAGCCGCAGGACGAAGAUGUUGCUCUGGUGCUGCACACGAGCGGUACCACCGGCAGACCCAAGGGCGUACCUCUGACGCACAAAAAUCUCUACACGACUAUGGGCAACAUCAUCGGCACCUACAAUCUCACGCCCGUCGACCGCACCUACCUCGUCAUGCCGCUCUUCCACGUCCACGGUCUGCUGUGUGGUCUGCUGGCCACCCUUCUGUCCGGCGGUAGCGCCGUCAUCCCUCCCAAAUUCUCGGCAAGUGUGUUCUGGAACGAGCUGUCUAGCAACAAUUGCAACUGGUAUACCGCUGUGCCGACGAUUCACCAGAUGCUACUCAACUCUCCGCUCCCCGACCCAGUGCCCAAGCUGCGCUUCAUCCGAUCGUGCUCGUCCGCGCUGUCGCCUUCGACCUUCCACUCGAUCGAGAAGACGUUCAAGGCACCCGUGCUCGAGGCGUACGCCAUGACCGAGGCGGCACAUCAGAUGACGUCGAACCCGCUGCCGCCGGCCAAGCGCAAGCCUGGCACUGUCGGUAUUGGCCACGGUGUUGAGAUCCGCAUCCUCGACGAGCAGGGACGCGAAGUGCCGCAGGGCACCAUUGGUGAGGUCUGCGUUCGCGGAGCCAACGUCACUAAAGGCUACCUAAACAACCCCAAGGCCAACGAGGAGUCGUUCGUGACGCUGGCUGAGAACAAGGGCUUCUUCCGAACCGGCGACCAGGGCCGCAAGGACGCCGACGGCUACGUCGAGCUCGUGGGCCGCAUCAAGGAGCUCAUCAACCGAUCUGGCGAAAAGAUCAGCCCACUCGAAGUCGACGCUGCGCUGCUCGCUGUCGAGGGCGUGAAGGAAGCCGUCUCGUUUGCCAUGCCCGACAAGCUCUAUGGUGAAAAGGUCGGCGCCGUCGUCAUCCUCCACAAGGGCAAGGAGAGUCUAGGUGAGAAGGAGAUCCAGCAGGCCAUGCAGGGCAAGCUCACCAAGUUCAAGAUCCCAGAACGCAUCUGGAUCACCGACGCCAUUCCUAAGACGGCGACCGGCAAGAUCCAGAGGAAGAAUGUCGCUGCCACCUUCCUCAGGAAGGACGGCGCCAAGUUGUAA